AUGGCACGGCCCCUUUUGGAUGAGAGCACAAUAGCGGGACUAGCAAGUGUACGUGUGGGUGAUAUGGAGCACUACCUGCGCACUUUCUGUCGCAUACAGAACCUGAUCACUUUCGGGAAGCCGCUGAUGCUUAAUCAAUGGACGAAUCAAGGCGGAGACCCAGCUACUAGUUCCUUUGUCAUUUGCUUAAACGGCGAUAGCCCUAUCGAAUGCUAUGUGGAGUUCGAAAUCAUGGACCAGAAUAACUCCUUAUCUAUCAAAAUCAAGAAUUGCAAACAAGAAUGGCUAAUGGAGUGGAAUGAACAUUACGACAAAGUUGGAACUAUAGGUCUGCCAAUUAACGUGGUUAUCCAAAAAGCCAUAGACGAAAAGCUGAUUCUCUGUCUGCGGCAGCUAGCAGCAAAAUGUGAGUCAUUCACCUUCCGUGGUAGCAACAUUGUGUUCACAUUCAUUUCAGAUGGGGCUAAUUUGAUGAGUAUUGAUUUGGAAGAUAUAACCCACCCGAAUCUAUCGAUAAUUCACGGCUUGAUAACGUACAGCUUGGAGACCAAGGCAACAAAAAUUUUGUCGCCUAUCAACCGUUUGCUGAUACCGGCAGGGUCGGAGGAGCCUGGUGAGAUUGUAUUAGAGGGACAUCCGGAAGCGAUUUUGUCAUGUAAUGCUGCGGCACCGAUGACCGUGCGCAGCCAUAGUUUCAGUGGCCCUGUUGGCCUUCAGGAAUGUCUUCAAGCCGUGAUGAAUUCCGGGCCUUAA
Gregarina niphandrodes is the source of this 753-nucleotide messenger RNA. RefSeq lists its product as hypothetical. Lineage: Eukaryota; Apicomplexa; Conoidasida; Eugregarinorida; Gregarinidae. The coding region runs from base 1 to 753 and encodes 250 amino acids. The record is from RefSeq and is a predicted model, not a curated record. The transcript has 3 exons.